AUGUACGACCUCAAUAUUCCGAUAUCUUUCGGAGAAAAUGGCAACAAAAAGGGAAAAGGAAAGCAGGCUCCUUCUACUGAAAUUCGCUAUACUGCCGCCCAGAUGUCCGUUAUUGAAUCGAGAAUCGAUAUGCUCAUUCAUUUGGGAUACAACGUGAUCGCCUUCACCCAAACCGUCGCAAAAAAAGUCGACCCCAAGAUGCAUGUCAACAUAUUAGAUCCCCUUCUUAGGCAGCUAACAUCAAGGAAAGGCAUCGUAUAUCUGAAGAGGCUUUCUAUAAUACUCGACGGGGACAGUGAGAAAGGAUUUGGCCUAAUCAACGCCCAAACGACCCUGUUCAACACAUACGACCUCCUCAGUCUCAUUCCAACAAACCAAGCUACCCUAGCUCUCGCUUGCCUCACCCACAGCCUCCCCUCGCCCCUCACAGCUCACAUCAUCUCCCUUCCGCUCACCCUGCCCCGCCUACCCUUCCACCUCAAACACACUCUCAUCCGAACAGCUAUCAAGAAUGGCGCGGUCUUCGAGAUAACCUACGUUGGCGCUCUCGGAGGCGAAAACGAUUCCACACUUGUCGACGCGAGCGCAGCAGAGAAUGGAGCAUCAGCUAAACGCAACUGGUGGGGCGCAGCAAGGGAGCUGGCGCGCGUGUGCAAAGGCAAAGGCAUUAUCGUCAGUAGCGGUGCGAUUUCCAGGGCCGACUUGCGAGCACCAGGGGAUGUAGGCAAUCUGAUAACACUACUAGGCGUGCCGCAAGACGUAGCUCACAGUAGUAUGACCAAAUCGCCCAAAUCCCUGGUCUUGCGUGCCCGUGGGUCUCCCACCUCUUUUUGCCUUGCAUGCUUCCGUACUAACCGAAAACAUACAGAAACUCGGAAAACGCAUCGAGCAGUGCUAUCAGAGCCCAGACUCGUCAUUCCGGAAGGAUAUCAAGCUCCCGUUCAACCACUCGAAAUGACACCCUCGGUUCAGACGAACAAUCCCACCUCAAUGGCCAAUAAACGAGCACGGGACGAGCAAGAAGGAUCGAAGAAGAAGAAACGAAAAAAAUCGAAGCAGGAUGGCACUGCGUGA
Messenger RNA from Guyanagaster necrorhizus, 1074 nucleotides. RefSeq names its product PHP domain-like protein. The record is from RefSeq and is a predicted model, not a curated record. Bases 1 to 1074 code for a protein of 357 amino acids. The transcript has 4 exons. NCBI's taxonomy places the organism in Eukaryota, Fungi, Basidiomycota, Agaricomycetes, Agaricales, Physalacriaceae. Gene Ontology annotation, cellular component: nucleolar ribonuclease P complex. Gene Ontology annotation, biological process: tRNA processing. Gene Ontology annotation, molecular function: RNA binding.